AUGUCCCUCGUUUGGUGCUGUGAGAUCAGCUACCCCUUCGACAAGUCCGGCGUUCUCACCCACAAUCCAUUCAAGUUGCCGCACAUGAUCAACUGGGCGACAGCACACCCAAUUGCUUUGGAGCCGAGCAUAGCACUUGCCUUGCCGGCCAAGAGCGAGUUCGCCGUUGAUAUGAUACUUCAUGAAAUUGCCGCCAGUGAGUGGGACUACAAGUCCUGGGAUAUAUCUUUGUUUUCGAAACAGGUAUCGACUUUGUAUCCUUCAGUAGCAAUAGCGGCAAUCUGGCUGGAGGAUUACUCGGUCUGGCGCACACACAUCGUUGGCAUGGAGCACAUUCUAAACAUGAAUGGGGACCAGCAAAGCACAUCGCUCAACACACUGAACAAGAUUCGCUUUGCGGACAUCGAGGGCGCCAUUAUCACCAAGGAUACACCAAGUCUCCCCUUCGCCCGGCAACGAUCACCAUUACUGGCUAUCUUGCCCAACGAAAUCUCACAGUCAAUCACAUCAAGUCUCCAACCCCCGGCUUCAAGCCUGUGA
Pseudomassariella vexata is the source of this 540-nucleotide messenger RNA. RefSeq lists its product as uncharacterized. The transcript is spliced from 4 exons. The record is from RefSeq and is a predicted model, not a curated record. Lineage: Eukaryota; Fungi; Ascomycota; Sordariomycetes; Amphisphaeriales; Pseudomassariaceae. Bases 1 to 540 code for a protein of 179 amino acids.